AUGGCCAUCCUCAGUGAGCAAGGCCUGAGAACUUUCCGGAAGCCCCAUCUGUGUGCCAUGAGGCUUAGGGUUGCCACUGGGGCUUUAAGUGUUUGGUACUUUACGACUGUCCUGAGGAAGCCCUGCAGCUCCGAGAAAUCCCCGGCAGAGAACGAGGUGCAUGUGCUGAGUCAGCCUGUUUCCUCUCUGCCCCCAGCCGUGCCAGCACUGCCCCAGGCUUCCCUGUGCCCACCGUUCUGUGUGGAGUUCAAAGGUCACGGCUAUCGAUUUCUCCCUCUCAGUCAGACCUGGGCCGAGGCUGACGCGUGCUUUGAGUUCUCUGCCAUCAGGAAGUCCACCAAGCUGGCCCCUCUUCACAGCUGGGAGGAGAGUGUCUAUGUUCCUGGGAUCCCAGCUGACACCUGGACGGGCCUUCACGACCAUAGACAGUGGCCGCCAGAAAUGAGAUCAUGGAAUGAUAACACCUGCAACCGGAUUCCUUUUGUCUGCAAGAUUGCGUCUCUGACCAUUCAUUGA
This is a messenger RNA of Eptesicus fuscus (big brown bat), 516 nucleotides long. RefSeq names its product C-type lectin domain containing 19A (gene CLEC19A). NCBI's taxonomy places the organism in Eukaryota, Metazoa, Chordata, Mammalia, Chiroptera, Vespertilionidae. The record is from RefSeq and is a predicted model, not a curated record.